Messenger RNA from Miniopterus natalensis, 1013 nucleotides. It is a transcript of the gene TPPP, whose product is annotated as tubulin polymerization promoting protein. Gene Ontology annotation, molecular function: tubulin binding. NCBI's taxonomy places the organism in Eukaryota, Metazoa, Chordata, Mammalia, Chiroptera, Miniopteridae. Gene Ontology annotation, cellular component: microtubule. Gene Ontology annotation, biological process: microtubule polymerization; positive regulation of protein polymerization; microtubule bundle formation. The record is from RefSeq and is a predicted model, not a curated record.
CAUGGCCGACAGCAAGGCCAAGCCCAAUAAAGCCGCCAACAAGACGCCCCCCAAGUCCCCAGGGGACCCUGCAAAGGACAAGGCUGCUAAGAGGCUGUCACUGGAGUCAGAAGGUGCCAACGAGGGGGCGGCCGCCUUGGCCCCGGAGCUCACUGCUCUGGAGGAGGCCUUCCGGCGGUUCGCGGUGCACGGGGACACCAGGGCCACCGGGAAGGAGAUGCAUGGCAAGAACUGGUCGAAACUGUGCAAGGACUGCCAGGUGAUCGACGGGAAGAACGUGACUGUCACCGACGUGGACAUCGUGUUCAGCAAAAUCAAGGGGAAGUCCUGCCGGACCAUCACGUUUGAGCAGUUCAAGGAGGCAUUGGAGGAGCUCUCCAAGAAGAGAUUCAAGGACAAGAGCAGCGAGGAGGCUGUGCGAGAGGUGCAUAGGCUUAUAGAGGGCAAGGCCCCCAUCAUCUCAGGAGUGACGAAAGCCAUCUCCUCGCCCACCGUGUCGCGGCUCACGGACACGACCAAGUUCACAGGCUCCCACAAGGAGCGCUUUGACCCGUCCGGCAGGGGCAAGGGCAAGGCCGGCCGCGUGGACCUGGUGGACGAGUCGGGCUACGUGCCAGGCUACAAGCACGCAGGCACCUACGACCAGAAGGUGCAGGGGGGCAAGUAGCCAAUCCCGGGGACAGGGCCUUCCUCUGUUGCUGGCCCCACAUCACCUCACUCUUCUUUACAUUCCUGGGCUCACUGGGGCAGAACUCAGAUGCUGGGGCAGAGUGGCUGUGGGUGACUCCCAGGCCUCCCUCCUGCCAGGGGCCCCAGCAUGCUCCUCUCCUACCCCAGGUGUAGCCCCUGAACUCACUGACCUUUCUCUAAUGCACCUGCCUUGUCCCAUGUUGGGAAGUCAACAAAUGGUCCUUUCCAAAGUGUUUCCUGGAUCCAGACCACAGAGGCCACCUGGUUUGCAGGCAAAAGCAGUUGUUUUACAGGAGCGUGUGGGACAGACCCUGUCAGAGGCG